Mytilinidion resinicola is the source of this 437-nucleotide messenger RNA. Its product is annotated as NTF2-like protein. The record is from RefSeq and is a predicted model, not a curated record. Bases 55 to 417 code for a protein of 120 amino acids. The transcript is spliced from 2 exons. NCBI's taxonomy places the organism in Eukaryota, Fungi, Ascomycota, Dothideomycetes, Mytilinidiales, Mytilinidiaceae.
CUACAAACAUCCAGUCCGUUCGCAAACUCAAUUAAACGAAGGAUAUUCGAAAGUAUGACUCCAGAAGAGACCGCCAACCUCGAAGCCGCAAAGCAAUGGUUGAAGCUCUGGAAUGAAGCGGCGGAUGAUAUGGUCGAUAAGUGCUAUGCAGAGGACUGCAUGGUGGAGGCUAUGCUCUCCGGUCAUCUUCUGAAAGGACGGGAGGAACUCAGAGCCUUGGAGCAUCAAAUGAUGGCAGCGACUCCAGAUCGCAAGAUGGAGAUCAAUCGGUACAUUGUUAAAGGGGACAUCGUCGUCGUGGAAUGUACGGUUGUUGGACUAGCUCCUGUACCUGUAAAGUCUUGCGCGAUUCUCACAUUCAAGGAUGGUUUGAUUAUCAAUGAUCAUAGUUAUGGGGCCCCGCCCUCGGGGGAAUAAGGCAUGGUAUGGAAGAUGGC